Molecule: messenger RNA, 3798 nt
Organism: Drosophila novamexicana
Lineage: Eukaryota; Metazoa; Arthropoda; Insecta; Diptera; Drosophilidae
Gene: Mid1
Exons: 7
Coding region: 1-3555 (1184 amino acids)
Biological process (GO): calcium ion import across plasma membrane
Cellular component (GO): plasma membrane
Molecular function (GO): stretch-activated, monoatomic cation-selective, calcium channel activity
Source: RefSeq, a predicted model, not a curated record
AUGCGGCCAGGACCCGGGCUGGUCGUGAUGGCGCUUGCCUACGACUCGGGCCGGCAGAGCGGCAGAGAGUCGUCAAUUCUUGGAGCUGGUGACGGCGGCUUCUCGUUUCUGCUGCCAAUAUUGCAUGACGUUAGCCCUGGUGACGACGCCCCCGCCCAAAAUUUUCCGCUCAACUUUGAUUUCUAUAGGCGGCCGGCGUUGCACGCACCAGACGAACCGCUGCGACGUGCUCGCAGUCUCGAGGCGGGCACCGAAUCGGCGGCGGGGGCGCCCGAGUCCAGCGAGGCGACGCUCAUCGGUGAGAACGACAGGGAGAACGGGCAGACGGUAGCCGAGCAGGAGGAACAGCAGCAGGAGGAGGAUAUCAGCGGGCUGCCCGUGCAGUACGCCUCGUCGCGCGCCUUUGACGACGACGCGGACGCGGAAGCGGACGGGGACGGGGACGGGGACGCCGUCGCGGACGAGGACAUCUUUGCGCUGGUCGCCGAGGACGAUCUGUUGUCCGAGGAGUCGUUCGAUCGGCUGAUAAAGCUGAGCGAGGACGCCGACAACGCAGCCGCCGAGGAGGAGGACUACAAUCUAGAGCAGAGCCAGCAACAGAGGGAGCGGGAACGGGAACAGGAGCCCGAACCAGAGCAGCAGGACGAGAGUCGACUGGUCGAUGAAAGCAGGGACGGCGGCACCUCGUCGGUCGCUGUUGCUGCUGCAACAACAACAACAACAACAAAAACAACAACUAGAACGAGCGGAGCAACUGCAUCUGCAGCUGCCGGCGUCAAAUUGCGAACGCCCGUGGAUACCAAGAAGUCCAUACUCGGCAGUGAGGCAGCUCUAACACGCCUUAAUCCUUGGAUAUCAGCUUGUGAUCUGGCACAGCCGGGCACAACAGGCACCGAUUUGCAGGGUCAGUGCUCGCCUGGCACACUGCCCAUGGCCUGGGUCGAUGAGGGACCUGGUCCGCCAAUCUGUCCGCGUUCCUGUGCCGAACAGCAGCCACCGGCGAGCAGUCCUGGCGCGCGCACCGACGAUAAUAAACUCAAGUAUUUCAUAAAUGCAAAUACGAUUAACUAUAAGUCGCCGCAUAUGCGUUUAAGUCAAAGCAACAGCAACAACAAUAACUAUAAGGCCAUGUCUAGAGUGCGACGCGAUAGGCAAUGGGACGAGCUGGCAACGGAGGCAGCAACGACCACAACAGCCGAGCAGGAGUUUGAGGAGCAGGAACAGGAGGAACUGGAACAGCCGGAGGCAACCACACUCUCGGCCACAGCCAGCAGCAAUGAUGUCGACGAACUGGAGGAUCGGUCCAUGCCCACGUUUCCCUACAGCCACCUGCAAACACACGAGCAACUUAGCGCCAACGAACAGCAACAGCAACAGCAACAACAACAGCAACAGCAGCAACAACAACAGUGCCUUGAUUACCUGGGCGAUGCGGCCGAGACGAGUCCACAGCAUUUGUGCGGCCUGCGGUCGCCGGGUCAGCUGCUCGCGCGCCUGCGCACCCUUCGCCUGCGGCAUUGCUGCGAGCGCAGCGUGUUCAGUGCGCUGCACACGUUGGCGCUAAAUGUGACGCUGACGGAUCGGGACGAGUGCGUCCGCCUGCUCAGUGAUUUGCUCGAUGUGGAUGCGUUGGCCAAUCGCCUCACCUGCGAGCUGGCCGAGAUACUCUUUCGCUUCGACUGCCGGCAGGUGUACUCGCUGGUCAAUCAGUGCGAUGACUGCAAGGAAGCUUAUCGCCGCUGGGUCUGCAGCACGCUGGUGCCGUAUUUCGCUGAGCCACAGGAUGUGGAUGCAACGCCAAAGCCAGCGCCAGUCGAUAACCUCGCCACGCGAGUGGCAGCUGCAAAGGCAAAGGCAGCGGGCAAAAGUAAACGUGCGGCGCGAAAUGCAGGAGGAGGAGCUGCUGCUGCUGCUUCUUCGGCUGCUGCUGCUGGCACGGGCGGCAUCAAACAUAAAUCUCAGAAAUUAAUCAGCAAUAACAAUAAAUCAAAGAACGGCAAUAACAUGAACGAGCGUCAGAUUAAUCAACAGCAUGACGAGGACAAUGAGCCCAACGAUGAGCCGCAAAACAAAAUUUCAAAUGCCAAUGUGGCUCGUUCGUUCUACGAUGUCGUUGGCAUUGGCCAGCACCAGACCCAGGCCCAGACCCAGACCCGUGCCCAGACCCAGUUCCAAUACCAGUUCCAGUUCCAGUUUCACAACAACAACAGCAACAGCCGAGCCGCCCUUGCUCAGCGUCAAAAAGAGGAAGACGAACAAUUCAAUAAUUUCAUAUCGACUGCCAAUAAUGCGGAUCCCAGCGCAGCGGAUCCAGUGAUAUCAAAACUACAAAAGAGAUCAACACGCAAGGCAGAGUUCCGUAAGCGCCGCCGCAUUCGACCCUGCCUGAGCGUGUGCCAAACCGUGGAACAAAAGUGCCCCUAUCUGCUGCCCGCCGACCGCGCCCCCGCGCUGCCCACCCAAUAUGCCGGCGAGCCGACAUUUGUAUGCCUAGAUCAAAACAUACCCGAGACUGGCGAGCAGCUGAAGAAAUCCAGCUACGGCCCCAACGACUGCUGCUACAGCUACUGCAACGGACCCACUGAGGGCAUCUGCACCGUCUGCCAGGAUUUUGCGCCCACCUCCGAUCCCAGCAGCAGCAACAACAACACAAACAACAGCUCGAGCGGCCGCCGCGUACACAACAUAACCCUGACGCUGAACUCGCCGCCGGGGGAGCAUGCGCGUGCGGCCAGCGUCUCGCUGGCGCUGCGGAACGUCUCGUAUGCGCUGGAGCCCGGCGCAGAGCUGCUGGAGCGGCUGCCCUAUUAUGCCCACUACGACGGCCUGUACUACUAUGACGACGAUGGGGGCAGCGAUAUGCCGGAGCGGCCGCUGUCCGGCGGCUGCGCGGCGGUGCCGUCGGUGACCACGCGCUGUACGAUACCCUAUUAUGCAUCCGGUGUGGCGCCGUCGCCGCCGACGCAGCUGCUCGUCUGGCUGAGCGCCCUGCUCGGUCUGCUGAGCAGCUGUGGGGCGGCGCGACAGCGAUGCGGGCGUGCCCGCGGCACGGCGCGCGUCGACCAGUGUCCGGGAAGCUGCCACGAGCUGUUGGCCACAGCGACUCCCAGCCCGGAGGCGCAGCAAGACGGCGCCAGCAGCGUUCGGCGCUGGCGCGACGGCAGCGGAAACGGAAGUGCACGCUUCGCUGCCAGCGACAGGCACCAAUGGUCCUGGCCGUCCGCUUGGGUGUGGCCGUGGGCGUGGGCAUGGUCAUGGCUAUGGGCGUGGCCAUUGAAUAUGUGCAGAAAAGUGCGUUACUUUCGCUGCAGCAGCAGAAGCAAAUUAAAAUGCAAGCGAGAGUUGAGUCGAGUCAGGUCGCGGGAUCGUAGUCGUAUAAUUAACUAUAGAGACUUGCAGCAGCUACAAAUACGAAUCAAGUGCAGCGAUAGGAAUAGGUCUGAUAGGAAUUACCGUUAUGUCUACUACUACAACUACAACAUAAACGAUUGGUGGCGAAGAUGGAAGUGGUUCGGCGGAAAUGCGGCAACCAUCAACUCAAAUGGCGCCUUAUAGUGCAUGCAAUAAGUAUGCGGCCACACACACACACACACACACACACACACAGAGAAACACACACAAAUUGCGGAUUUUCACAGAGAUUUGCAGUUUACAAAACAAAAAAAGAAAAACAAAAAGAAAAUGUCAUUAAUUGUAUUUCGUACUCUAGAAAAUUACUCGUAAUGCUAGCUAAUUAAAAACGAAAACAAAAACAAAAAAAAAAGUUGAGUGUAAAAACCCAAAAAUAAAUUAACAAAA